This is a messenger RNA of Halichondria panicea, 1472 nucleotides long. RefSeq names its product ubiquitin-like modifier-activating enzyme 5. Gene Ontology annotation, cellular component: cytoplasm; cytosol. Lineage: Eukaryota; Metazoa; Porifera; Demospongiae; Suberitida; Halichondriidae. The coding region runs from base 145 to 1377 and encodes 410 amino acids. The transcript has 8 exons. Gene Ontology annotation, molecular function: UFM1 activating enzyme activity. Gene Ontology annotation, biological process: protein ufmylation. The record is from RefSeq and is a predicted model, not a curated record.
CAGGAAAAUAAAAUUAAUUUCUUGUACAUCGUAGGAAGUCAAGGAAGUAUUAAAAGCCAACCUUAAACCAGGGAGAGCUAACUAGCUGACUGUACUACUGUACUGUCGCAUGCUGUACUGGUAUCUGGAAUAAAUCUUGGUUAAAUGGCUGAAGAGAGUGAGGUUACAAGGCUAAGAUGUCGUGUGGUGGAACUAGAGAGAGAAUUGGCGGCUCUGAGUACGAGUACGAGUGGGCCUGGGGCCGAUGUAGUGAAGAGGUCUAAAAUCAACAAAAUGAGCUCUGAAGUUGUAGACUCAAAUCCUUACAGUCGUCUGAUGGCCCUGAAGAGGAUGGGUAUAGUGGAAAACUAUGAGAGGAUACGAGGGUUCACCGUGGCGAUAGUAGGAGUGGGCGGAGUCGGGAGUGUGACGGCCGAGAUGCUCACUAGGUGUGGCAUUGGGAAGCUCGUACUGUUUGAUUACGACAAAGUGGAGUUGGCGAAUAUGAACCGACUGUUCUUCAAACCCGACCAAUCAGGAUUGAGCAAAGUUGAUGCAGCUGUCGGCACACUCACAGAGAUCAAUCCUGACGUAACUUUCGAGGCACACAACUACAACAUCACAACGGUGGACAACUUCCAGCACUUCAUGGAAAGAAUCAGUAAAAGUCACCUGUCUGGUCGGAGUGAGCCUGUCGAUCUGGUACUGAGUUGUGUGGACAACUUCGAGGCUCGUAUGGCCAUCAAUCAGGCGUGUAACGAGCAGGGGCAGGUCUGGAUGGAGAGUGGGGUCAGCGAGAAUGCCGUAUCCGGGCACAUCCAGCUCAUCAGACCUGGGGAGACUGCUUGCUUUGCAUGUGCCCCUCCCCUUGUGGUGGCGUCUGGGAUUGACGAGAAGACUCUAAAAAGAGAAGGUGUGUGUGCCGCCUCACUGCCCACCACCAUGGCCGUCAUCGCUGGACUACUAGUGCAGAACACUCUCAAGUAUCUGCUCGGCUUUGGCAGUGUGUCUAACUAUGUAGGCUACAACGCUAUGACCGACUUCUUCCCUACUAUGACCAUGAAACCAAACCCACAAUGUGACAGCAAGCAUUGUGUGCAGAAACAGAGAGAGCAUGAGGAGUACUUGAGGGACCACCCCCCUCCCGAGCCAAAGCAGGAAGAGGCAGAGCCUGUCGUGGUGCACGAGUCGAAUGAAUGGGGGAUUUCUUUAGUGGAUGAAACGCCUGAGAAGCAGUCCAGUGACCAGACCAACCCACCAGGGAGCCAGGGUCUGGCUGAGGGGCUAGAGUUUGCUUAUACAGUGCCAACUCAGAACACAUCAAAGAAAGAUGAGGAGGUGGGGAAAACAGACGAUGUUAGUAUGGAAGAACUGAUGAAAGAACUGAAAAACCUUUAGGUAUAAUGCAAUAACAAUUUUCAGUCACAAUGUUUUUGUAUUCAUUAAUAAUUGUAAGAAAUGUUUCCAUAAUAAUAAUUAAUUAUGUCAAUCCA